Molecule: messenger RNA, 336 nt
Organism: Adineta ricciae
Lineage: Eukaryota; Metazoa; Rotifera; Eurotatoria; Adinetida; Adinetidae
Source: the annotation of a GenBank genome assembly
AUGGCGACACAACAGCAAUCGUAUAACGAUAAAAAAGACACGCACAGUGAAUACGAAAAUGAAGCAUUUCAGAAAGCGAAAUUUGCGAAUGGAAUUCCUAGCUCGAAACAGCCAGUGAACAACGGUCAACCACAGAAAAUCAAAGAUACAAAUAAUGCCGGUCGUUACUUGUAUCAGUAUGAAUUUAUCAACGAUUUUGGUGAAGAGAUAUCCAUUCGAUUGGACAAUGCAGUGGAUUACCAAGAUUCUAAUCCUAAUCAAGGACCACAUUAUAAUGCUGGACCAAAGGGAGGUAAACUUAAACAACAUCAUUACUUUAAAAAAUAUAAUAACUAA